AUGUCUCGCUACGCAGACGCUCACAAGAAUACCUCUGGCCCUGGCGAUGCUCGUCCGACAGCCCUUCAAAUCGUGCGCGAUGAGGAUCUUGAGGGUGCUUUGACAGAUAAGGUGUUUUUGAUCACUGGUACCUCGGCGGGGAUUGGCGUUGAGGUUGGCCGUGCUAUUGCUGCUACCGGCGCCCGUGUUUUCCUCGCUGUGCGUGAUCUAGAAAAGGGCAAGGCUGCGUGCUCUUCUUUCUUGAAGCCAGGUCAAGUUGACUUGAUACGUCUUGAUACAUCCGACAUGUCCUCCGUUCGUGCAUGCGCCGCUGAGUUCCUGGAGAAAUCGCCUACACUCAAUGUCCUUAUCAACAACGCCGCCAUCAUGGCAACACCUACCCGCAUCGAGACCAAGGAUGGUUUCGAGCAACAACUGGCUACCAACUAUCUCGGCCACUUCCUCCUCUUCUGGCUACUCAAAGACGCCCUCCUCAAAGGGUCAACGCCCGAGUUCAACUCACGCCUAGUCAACGUGUCUUCCUCAGGCCACCACGCAUCAGAGGUCAUCUACGACGACUUCCAGCUCAAAGCCCCCGACGCUUACAAUCCUUUCAAAGCCUACGGCCAAAGCAAACUCGCCCAGAUCUACAUGUCCAACUACAUCGACCGUGUUUACGGCCCAAAGGGUCUCCACGCUACUAGCGUCAUGCCCGGUGGAAUCACAUCAAACCUCCAGAAGCAUCUACCUGAGGCGGUGCACAGGGACAUGAAGGAGAACCCAUCGACGAUCAAUUUCAUGAAAAGCCCCGAGCAAGGUGCUGCGACUACGGUUCUGGCAGCAGUUGGCAAGGAGUGGGAGGGAAAGGGCGGGAAAUAUCUUGAGAACUGUCGACCAUCCAUGCCGCAGCCGUUGAUCCCAGGUAUGAUGGGGUAUAAGGAUUAUAUCUAUGUUUCGGAGAAGGAGAACCAAACCUGGGAGCUUACUUUGGAGACCUUGGGUCUCCAGGAGACGUCUUAG
This is a messenger RNA of Fusarium oxysporum Fo47, 999 nucleotides long. RefSeq lists its product as uncharacterized. The record is from RefSeq and is a predicted model, not a curated record. Bases 1 to 999 code for a protein of 332 amino acids. The transcript has a single exon. Lineage: Eukaryota; Fungi; Ascomycota; Sordariomycetes; Hypocreales; Nectriaceae.